AUGGGGCUCACGCCCGCGCUCUUCUUCCGCCUCGCGACCGUCGUCGCCGUCGUCGACGGCGGCGCGGCGCGGGAGAAGCGCACGCUGCGCUUCGUGACCGUCGGCGACUGGGGCGUGCGCCGCGGCGACGGCCGGCGGCCCAGCAUGGAGGCCGUGGCGUCGAGCGUCGACCGCUACGCGUCCGAAGCGGACGUCGGGCUGGUCAUCGCCCUCGGGGACAACUUCCUGGACGCCGGCGUCGCCAACGCGAGCGACCCGCAGUGGGACGCGUCCUGGCGGCGGCCGUGGAUCAACGAGACCGAGACUUCGAGCCUGAAGGGCGUGCCGUGGUACGCGGUGCUCGGCGAGCGCGACUACGCCCGCGGCGCGGGCGGCGCGGCGGCGCAGACGGCCCGGGAGUGGGACGCGUCCGACGACGAGUGGCGCCUGCCGAGCCGGCCCUGCUACGUCAUCAAACGGCACCUCGCGGACCACGCGGAGAUCGCGUUCGUCUUUCUGGACACGGCCAUGUUCGCGCCGGCCUUCCACGCGACGACGGCGGAUCUCUAUAACGCGUCGGACGUCGCCGCGGCCAUGGUCGCUCUCGACGACGCCCUACGAUCGGCCGGGGACACCGCGCGGUGGCUGAUCGUCGCGGGCCACUGGCCGAUGCGGUCCGUGUCCGACUCCGGCGGGUCCCGCGCGCUCCUCGCGCUGCUCCGGCCCCUCUUCCUCGCGCGGGGCGUCGACGCCUACGUCGCGGGCCACGACCGGGCGCUGGAGCACGUCGUCGACGGCCCCCUGCACCACGUCGUCAACGGCAACGCGGCCGCGGGCGGCGGCCGCCUCGACGACGCCUACCUGCUGGGCGCCGUCGACGAGGGCGUCGACGUGGCGCUGGCGACGACGUCCCUCGGCUUCACGGGCCACGUCGUGUCGACGGACGCGAUGGCGACGACGUUCUACGACGAGACCGGCGCGCCGCUGCACGCGUACGAGCAGGCGCCGCGGGCCAAGUGCGUCGAGGACGAGGCGUCGCGCUGCCCGGCCUGGCCCCGGGGCGUCGCGCCGCUGCCGGACCUCGCGAAGCGGCCGCCGCGGCGCGACGCGGCCGCGGGCGCGCCCCCGAACGUUCGCUGGUACGCCGCGGCCGCGGCCGUCGUCCUCGCGGCGCUCGGCGGGCUCCACGUCGGCGGCCGCCUCGAGCGGCGCCGCGUGACGCGCCAGAAGGCCCUCGAGGUCGAGCUCCGGACCCUCGUGGACCGCCGCCGCGGCGCGCGGAGCCUGUCGCCCGAGCCGCCGCUGCCGGCGCUCCUCGACAUCGCGCCGACGCGGCCGGACUACGGCGACCUGGACCUGUCGCCGACGCGCGCCGCGCGGUCCCUCCCCGUGACGCGCAUCGACAUCAUCUAA
This is a messenger RNA of Aureococcus anophagefferens, 1392 nucleotides long. RefSeq lists its product as hypothetical. The transcript has a single exon. NCBI's taxonomy places the organism in Eukaryota, Pelagophyceae, Pelagomonadales, Pelagomonadaceae. The record is from RefSeq and is a predicted model, not a curated record. Gene Ontology annotation, molecular function: acid phosphatase activity; ferric iron binding; ferrous iron binding. Bases 1 to 1392 code for a protein of 463 amino acids.